Molecule: messenger RNA, 884 nt
Organism: Tricharina praecox
Lineage: Eukaryota; Fungi; Ascomycota; Pezizomycetes; Pezizales; Pyronemataceae
Exons: 1
Coding region: 337-747 (136 amino acids)
Source: RefSeq, a predicted model, not a curated record
AGCCAUAGAGGACUUGAUUGCUUGUUUUUUGGCUUUCAUCGUUGUCGCGCCGGCCGCCCAACUAUCACGACUCCCCUCCCCCUCCCCCCUCCCCCCUCCCUACCACCCUUCAUAGACACGCAUCAUUUCUUGGGUUCCUCGCUCGGUUUCAUCUUUUCCCCCCCUUUUUCUACAUACUUAUUUCCCCUUAUUUUAUUUUUCCACGAUCUGGACGAUUUGCAUGAGUUACAGCUACAGUACACACGGAACUGGGGUUUUUUGUUUUUUGUUUGGUGUUGACUUGUAUUUCUUUCCGGGUUGGGGUUUUCUUUUUUUCGCACAACAAGGGACGAGGUCAUGUAUAACUCCCUUUGUCUUUGUGGUUUCGGGUCGGUCGGAGUUUUUGUAUUUUCCUACAAUUUCCUUUUUUUUCUUUCAUCUACGAGCAGCACUAUUACCUGGUAUCGGUAUGGGAAGGGGGGUAUGGGAGGGGGGUCGGUCGGCGCAUCACUAUCAUGUCUUUUUUUUCUUCUUUAUUGUCUCUUCAUCACACCAUGUAUUUGUUGGUUUUUUUUGUCGCGCUGGCACAUGGGAGAGGUGUUUCUGGGUCUGGUCUGGUCUCUUUUGUUUAUAUUUUACUUACUUACCUUUUUGCAUUGCGCAGCGCCAGAAGAUUUUUGUUUAUGCGCCGGACUUUUUGUAUGGGGAUGGGGGGAUCGGGGGGGUUUAUAUCGGCGUUUUUUCUUUGUCUUCUUCUUUUCUUUCUAGGAUGGGAUAUGAGAUGGAGGGGCAGAUUGGCAUUGGACGGUGGACGGGGGAGCUGGACGGUGGAAUUUGGGAGGAUGGGAAGGGAUGGGGGAUGGGAAGGAAGAUUGGGGAUUUUGGAGGGGGGAUUUUGGGCGGGG